Messenger RNA from Durio zibethinus, 1591 nucleotides. Its product is annotated as fluoride export protein 1-like. The record is from RefSeq and is a predicted model, not a curated record. Gene Ontology annotation, molecular function: fluoride transmembrane transporter activity. Gene Ontology annotation, cellular component: plasma membrane. NCBI's taxonomy places the organism in Eukaryota, Viridiplantae, Streptophyta, Magnoliopsida, Malvales, Malvaceae. Gene Ontology annotation, biological process: fluoride transmembrane transport.
UCUUCCCAUAUAAAGUCUUGUUUCUCCAUUGUUUUAAAACUAAAUCACUUCGGCUUUUAUUUUCUGUAUCAUUCUUCCAAAGCCGUGGUCUCCAUUAACAUCCUUCUUCAUUUCAGUUUAAACUCUUAACCCCCAAAACCUUCCUACCAUCGAAAUAUCCAAAUCUCAUUAUCCCAUCAGAGAUCACCUUGUUUUCUGCUGAAGCUUUGACUCCAUUUUCAGAAAUUAUUUUUUUUAAGGUUAUUGUUCCUGACGCGUUUCUUUGGCUUUGAAUCCCCUCUUGCUCGUUUCCCGCGGCGUUCAAACUUCAACUGCGAGUAUUCGGAGGGUAUGGAUCAUGGUACUAAUGAUAACUCUGAACCUACACGAACUGGAUCAUUUAGUAGAGCAAGUAGCCCUGGCUGUCUAUUGAGGAGGCUUUCUCUUAGCAUAUCAAGUGUUGUGUCCUCCGAUGAUGACAUUCAUAGUGAGACUUUUUCGGAGGCUGGAGAUGUUGGUGAUCGGGCUCUCCACAGCAAUAGGCAGAGUGUGAAUAGUAGUGUCUGCUUGUCUGUAGAUCAUGCAAUGGAAAGUGGGGCAGUUAUUCAUCCAGCGGAAUUAAAUACAAUCUCUCUCGUGUCACCCUUGCCAGAGGAUGUUACAUCUUCCCUUCCAGUUGAUCCACUGAAGUGCACCAGGGACAAAAAACAAGAAAAACAAGGACUACCUCUGUCAUUGGAGUAUAUAUUGUGUCUUAUCCAUUUGGCUGUUUUUGGAAUUCUUGGGGUUUUAACUAGAUAUUUGCUGGAAAGACUUUUUGGACCUAGUGUUUCAGGUGUGACCAGCGACCACACGAUUGUAUACCCAAACCUUCCUUCUAAUAUGGUUGGUUCUUUCUUGAUGGGGUGGUGGGGUGUUGUUUUCAAAGCAGACAUAUCUCAGGUAUAUGAUAUUUUGGCAAUUGGAUUGACUACUGGGUAUUUGGGAAGCCUCACGACUUUCAGUGGUUGGAAUCAGAAAAUGCUUGAUCUCAGUGUAAGUGGCCACUGGGUACAAGCUGUACUUGGGUUUCUCACAGGCCUGUUUCUUGUAGCUUAUUCCAUCAUUUUUGGGAUUGAGACAGCCAAGGGUUUCAGGUGGAUUCUCAAAAGGCUGAAUACAAAUACAAAAAGGGAAGUCCCUAGCACUUAUUGUAAUUGGAGGCUCAACAGUUGCAGACAUCAUUUGGCAGAAAUGGUGGUAUUAUUGUUAGUUCUAGGUAUUUUAUUGAGUGUAAGCGGAGCACUGCUUAAGGAGGAAUUUGGCAGUGGUAGCAGUGGAGCUCAGCUGUGGCUGGCUUGCUUAGUUGCACCUCUAGGAGUGUGGAUCAGGUGGUUCUUAGCUCGAAUUAAUGGAUGUGGGUUAGGAAAGUCUGGGAUUCUGAGAUGGCUUCCAUUUGGGACUCUGAUUGCCAAUGUUUCUGCAGCUUGUAUAACGGCAGGACUCUCUGUACUGGAAAAGUCGGUAAAUACUAAGAACUUCAACACUGUUGCAACCGGGAUAGAGUUAGGAUUUCCGGGUGUCUGAGUACAGUUUCUUACUUUCAUUUCUGAGUUCAAUGCAAUGAGAGAAA